Molecule: messenger RNA, 3272 nt
Organism: Dendronephthya gigantea
Lineage: Eukaryota; Metazoa; Cnidaria; Anthozoa; Malacalcyonacea; Nephtheidae
Product: probable ATP-dependent RNA helicase DDX23
Exons: 31
Coding region: 106-2586 (826 amino acids)
Biological process (GO): mRNA splicing, via spliceosome
Cellular component (GO): catalytic step 2 spliceosome
Molecular function (GO): RNA binding; ATP binding; RNA helicase activity
Source: RefSeq, a predicted model, not a curated record
UGGCUGCCGAAAACGUGUAGUAAAAGAAUUGUGAUACUCAAAAUUUAUCCCAUGAAGUUGAAAUAAACAUUCAUACUGUACAACAAGCGGUCAAAGCUACACAAAAUGGAAGAGAUCAAAACACUCCCAAGCUCUAUUGUGUCUGUAAUCAGUGGAAACACAGAUGCUAGACUAGAUGAUACUAGUGGAAGUACUAGACAAGAAUCACGAGAUGAUGUAAAGCGAGAUGAUGAUAGACACAGUCGGGAUAAAGAGACUGACCGACACAGAGAUCGCGACAAGAGCAAGAGAGGUCGGGAAAAGGGUAGUCAUAAAGAUAAAAAAAGGGACAGAGAACACAAGAGUCGACGAAAAGACCGACACAAGGACAAAGAUAGAGAUAAAGUCAGAGAUAAAGACGGGGAAAGAAGAAGAGAUCGUGAUAGAUCUUCAAGGAAGCGUUCAAGAUCACGGUCGCCUGGUAAAUCAAAAGAGAAGAGAGUAAAGGCAGAUUCUCCAAGUAAAACCAAAGCUGAAGAAAAACCAAAUGAACUGCAAGAAGAGGAAAAGACUGGAACUGAAAAAAAUGCUCCCAAGAAACAACCUUUAUCUUUGGAAGAAAUGAUUGCAAGACGUGAAGCUGAGAAAAAAGCUCAAGAAAAGCCAAAAUUUCUGACCAAAGAAGAAAGAGCUGCUGAAGCAUUACGAAAACGGCAAGAAGAGGUUGCUGAGAAGCGCAAGAAACUAGAGGAAGAACGUAAGACAAGGGAGCAGUUUCAAAAGGAAGCAGAUGCCACUAGAGGAUAUGACAGAGAAAGACGUGACCGAAGAAAUCGAAAACCAGAAGAUGAUGAUAAAAGCAAGAAUCCAGAUUCUACGAUGGAGAAAGAAGCCAUAAAGGCGAGGUACUUGGGAAUAACAAAAAAGAAACGCAAAGUACGAAGAUUGACUGACAAAAAGUUUGUGUUCGACUGGGAUGUGAACGAAGAUACAUCCAUAGAUUACAAUCCAAUUUACAAAGACAAGCACGCUAUUCAACUAUUUGGACGAGGUCACAUCGGUGGAAUUGAUAUAAAGAGUCAAAAGAAAACAAGUCGUUUCUACUCGGAGCUUCUGGAAGAUAGAAGAACGCAGGCUGAGAAAGACCAAGAAGUUACACGUGUUAACAGAAUACGUGACAAAGAAAAGAAGCAAGCGUUUGAUGAUCGUCAUUGGACCCACAAGGAUCUUGAUGAGAUGACUGAGAGAGAUUGGAGAAUAUUUAAAGAAGAUUUUGGUAUUUCGUGUAAAGGUGGUCGGAUUCCAAAUCCGAUACGAAACUGGCAAGAGUCGAAUCUUCCCCCUGAGCUCUUAGAAACAAUUGACAAACUUGGUUAUAAGGAUCCAACACCUAUUCAGAGACAAGCCAUUCCAAUUGGAUUACAAUGUCGCGACAUUAUUGGCGUUGCUGAAACCGGUAGUGGAAAGACGGCGGCAUUUGUUUUGCCGCUUCUUGUAUGGAUCAUGGGUUUACCAAAAAUUGUCAGAGAACAAGACAUUGAUCAAGGACCAUACGCACUCAUCAUGGCUCCAACCAGAGAACUUGCGCAGCAGAUUGAGGAGGAGACUUUAAAAUUUGCCAAACCACUUGGUGUUAGGACUGUGUCUGUAAUUGGUGGUUUAUCGAGGGAGGAUCAAGGCUUCCAACUCAGGCUUGGAGUUGAAAUUGUUAUCGCCACACCUGGUCGUCUUAUUGACGUUUUAGAAAAUCGCUAUCUUGUUUUAUCACGUUGUUCAUACAUUGUGUUGGACGAGGCUGAUCGUAUGAUUGACAUGGGUUUUGAACCAGACGUGCAGACAAUAUUAGAACAUAUUCCUGUUACCAACAUCAAACCUGAUACAGAUGAUGCUGAAGAUCCUGCUAAACUGCUGGAAAGAGUUGCUUCCAAAGAUCGCUAUCGUCAGACGGUCAUGUUUACAGCAACGAUGCCGCCUUCUGUUGAGCGGCUGGCGAAAACUUACCUGAGGCGUGCAGCAGUUGUGUACAUCGGUUCAUUUGGUAAACCAACGGAGCGGGUGGUACAGAUCGUGCAUAUGAUGACAGAACCACAAAAGAGGAAAAAGCUUCUAGAAAUUCUCAGCAGGGGUGAUAUGCAGCCUCCUAUUAUGGUGUUCGUCAAUCAGAAGAAGGGAGCUGAUGUCCUUGCGAAAUCACUGGAGAAAAUGGGGUACAGAGCAGUUACUCUUCAUGGUGGAAAAAACCAAGAAUCGAGAGAGUUUGCUCUAGCGAGUUUAAAGAAUGGCAGUAAAGAUAUAUUAGUGGCGACAGAUGUUGCAGGUCGAGGUAUCGAUGUUAGAGAUGUGUCAUUGGUUCUUAACUACGACAUGGCUAAAACUAUCGAAGAUUACACUCAUCGUAUCGGGCGUACAGGUCGUGCGGGCAAGAGUGGUACAGCUAUAAGCUUCCUUACUCAAGAGGAUUCUGGCAUUUUCUACGAUCUAAAACAACUUCUUGUUGAUAGUCCUGUGAGUUCGUGUCCUAAGGAACUUGAAAAUCAUCCUGAUGCUCAACACAAGCCUGGCCAGGUCGUGAUGAAGAAGAGGAAAGAUGAAACAAUAUUCGUAUGAUCAAUUUAACAAUUUUUAUCAGUGUAUAAAAUUUGAUUACUGUAAGUGUCGCCAUGCAUGAACCAGAAGUGAGUGCGGAACGGUAGGGCAGCGGAAACAGAGAAACAAUGAACAUACUAGGAGUUAGGCCAUGUAUAGUCAGGCAAAGUCUCACUCGUACGUUUUUUAAGCAAUAUAUCUAGAAUUGUGAGAAUUAUAGAAUUGCUGGAACAGAGCCCAUGAAUUAGUCAUGAUAACUGGCAUGGCCGACCCCUGGAAAGAAGACAAAAAUAUGUUUUUGACAAAGGGCGAGCAAUUUAUUGUACAAAUCGAAUUGCCCAGAAUGAAAACGUGCUUCGAGCAGUAACACAUGUUCACUGAUAGCCACUAGGAUUAGGAUAGGAUUUUACAUAGAUAAGUGGUUAUAAGCUGAACGAAAGCACCUCUGCACGAUCACUAAGCUUGGCCGCUGAUCUAUGUAAAAGCCUGUACUGUGACUAUUUUUAGUAAUCGUUAGUGCCUGGGUACGAGGCUGUGUCGUUGAACGACUGGAAUGAGAGUUACGUGUUGUUUGGUCUUGACUUUGUCUUAAAUCUAGGUUUUAUCACAGGUAAUAAUAAUAUGUUUAAUCGUGAUUUAAUUUGAACAUUUCUUAGGAUCUGAAUCUCCGUGUAAUUAAGUCCUUAGCGUAUUAGCACUUGACGUUG